AUGGACGGCACAAAAAAUAGCAACUUCACAAAUGAAACUACUUCAUCUCCGCCAUAUAACAUGCCUCCACCAAGCUAUGGAUUUUCGAAUCCGAUGGUACUUGGGGUGUCCAACCAACCAGGACAAGUUCCCAUAAGCUCUAUGGGUAAUCAAUGGGCUGGAAAUCCAAAUGUUGUAUACGUACAGCCACCAUCCAUAGCUGCUGUUGGGAUCUGCGGACUGCAUCCCGAGACAGCUCAUAUUAAUGACUACAUGGCUUGGUCAAUUUUCAACAUGUUAUGUUGUGGUCUUUUGUUAGGUAUCAUAGGAUGUGUGCUGUCGUCACAAGUGCAACAACGCAAGGUGGCAGGUGACGUAGAAGGCGCCAAAAGCUUAUCAACGGGUACUGCAAUGUGGAAUGCAUUUACCACUCUUGCUGGCAUUGGUAUUAUUGUUGGGAUUUGCAUCUACCUCAGUCAUUAUGGCUACUUUUAA
This is a messenger RNA of Rotaria sp. Silwood2, 474 nucleotides long. Lineage: Eukaryota; Metazoa; Rotifera; Eurotatoria; Philodinida; Philodinidae. The record is from the annotation of a GenBank genome assembly.